Messenger RNA from Aplosporella prunicola CBS 121167, 1473 nucleotides. RefSeq lists its product as uncharacterized. The transcript is spliced from 4 exons. The record is from RefSeq and is a predicted model, not a curated record. Lineage: Eukaryota; Fungi; Ascomycota; Dothideomycetes; Botryosphaeriales; Aplosporellaceae. Bases 169 to 1152 code for a protein of 327 amino acids.
CCUGGGGCCCCGCGCCAACUCCAGAGAGGGACCCUGCUUGCGCAACCCGCGCCCUGCAGUCUCCUUCUGUUACACGUAUGGCCUCCUUAAACCAUGUUGUCCUCUGCCUUUUAACUUCCUAAUCGUCCUCCCUCCACUUUACUUUCUUUCUCUGAACAACCACCAGCCAUGGCCUACACCAAGCGCCAGAUUGUCACGACGCUCAGCGUCCUAUACUUGCUUGCUCUCACAGCUGUCGCCUGCUAUGCCCAUAACAGCGUCCAGCGGCACAGCCUGCCCAUCUCCUCCGCCCUCAGCGCUCUCACCAUCGCGCUCCCUGCCCUUACCGGCCUCAUCACCGAGCGCCUCACGCAGCGAGCCUCCAGCCCCAGCGGCAGCGACGCGCUCCCCGUGCUGCGGCACACACGGGCACGCACUCACGGCUCACCGAACAUGACGACGCUAACGCUGCUCGCGCUCACGGCAUUCACGACCGCACUCGCCACGCUCGCAGGCACGCACCUAGGCCCCGAAAACGACCUCACGUGUGCCCUUAACACCCGCUGGCAGGCCCUUUACCGCGCCAACCAGGGCCGCGUCAUUCGCCGUAUCCAGGACGACUUCACCUGCUGCGGCUUGCACUCCGUGUACGACAUGGCGUGGCCGUUCCCGACGCACGACGGGCACGGCCACACGUCGCGCAGCCGGUGCGCGCAGAGCUUCGAGCGCGACAGGGCGUGCUUCGGGGCGUGGCGCGGGCAGGAGCGCCACACGGCCGGCGCUAUGCUGGCUGUGACUGUGCUGGUUUACUUGUGGGAGCUCGCCAUCAUCUUCGCGCCAUCCGCGCGCCGCCCCUCCUGGCUCGCGAGCGUGUUCGGCUCAGGCAAGCGCCGCAGCAACGCGGCCGACGACGGCGACGAAGCUGCCUCUGCGCGCCGCGCCAUCGACUACGAUUACCGCGGCGUGGAGGCCGGGACCGCGUACUCUGACAACCCGCGCGCGGUCACCGAGGUGCUGGAUGCGGCGGGCGAGGAGGGCGAGCUCGACGCCCACCCUGUUGGCGAUGUUCAACGCGCGGUUGAGGACCGCUUGGAGGGCGGCCAUAGCCGGCAUACGCUUGUGCCGUCUGGGCUGGGGGGACGGGAUGAGGGCGUUUGGAUGAGGGGCGAGUAGUGCGGUUGGAGAGAAUGGAUGAUGGUGCUGUGGGGGAUGGUGCUGUGAGUGUGGGGUUGGGUGCGGGUAUGGAGUAAUGAGGGCGAAGUAAUGACGGAGAGCUGAAGCGAGGGUGCAUAAAGGGAUGGAACUUUAGCGGACCAGCAGACGCGACCACAGACCGAGUGCACAAAGGACAGGCAGGCAUCACAACGCUGCGUCCUGGCUCUACGCCAGCAGCAGCAUUUCCUAGCCUCCAUGCUAGUUAGUAGUUAGUCAGCAUCUGCUCCAGCACGAGUUAUGUAGUAAUCCACGACAAGCAGGCAGAGCCAAUCACACACC